AACCCUUUGUGGGCAGGACAAUCCCCCCCACACACACACACACUUAAAAUUUUCACCUUGGUGUGCAACAUCACGCAUCAAUAGCACUCUCUGCCCUAGAAGAACUGAAAAUCUGAUCUAAAAUUUGGAAUUUUGGCUCUUUAAGUGACCAUGAGCAGCUUUUUGCUGCCCCUUGUUACUGACAUGUUGCUGCUUGAGGCCUUGUCUCAUGGCAGCAGCACCCCUGGAUAAUGGCACAGUUCCACUUUCUGGUUGUACAUUGAGUUUUUUCUCUUCCCCCUACAGUGGCUAUCGUUUCAGUACACUGGAUCUGGGAGACUCCACAUUAUUCUUAAAUGUCUUGAACUCGGCAAAGACCCUACAGAACUGCAAAAGGUGAUGGUUAUCAACCGGAUAUCUCGGCCAAUGCAGUUAAAUAGAUUUUCCUCAGCCGUGAUCUUCAUCCUUGUCGAAGAGGCCAAGGACCUCAAGGUGAAGGAUAAUGCUGAGAUGCCCACAUCCCAUGUAGUGACGAAGGUUGGAAAGCAUUCACACAGCGGCAAGGAAUGCUCAAAAACGGAGUCACCAAAAUGGAGGGCAAAGUCGUCCUUCCUAUUGGAGAAGCCCCAUGAAGAGACAGUGAAGAUAAAGGUAAAAGGAACGGGCCAUGGAAUCCUGGGAUCUUUCAUACUCCGCAUCUCUGACCUCCUAUUGGCCAAAAACCUAACCAUAGAAGGCUGGCAUCAGUUGGAAGCACCUUUCCCACAGGGCACUAUUUGGAUAAGAUUUGAGUUGAGGAUUUUGGUUCCGCCCAGAGGACCCGAGUUUUCAAUGGCUUCCAGCUCCUAAUGGCCAAAACAGCACUGUAGACU
Xenopus laevis (African clawed frog) is the source of this 851-nucleotide messenger RNA. RefSeq names its product extended synaptotagmin-1-like. The record is from RefSeq and is a predicted model, not a curated record. The transcript has 6 exons. NCBI's taxonomy places the organism in Eukaryota, Metazoa, Chordata, Amphibia, Anura, Pipidae. The coding region runs from base 379 to 828 and encodes 149 amino acids.